This is a messenger RNA of Punica granatum (pomegranate), 2237 nucleotides long. The record is from RefSeq and is a predicted model, not a curated record. NCBI's taxonomy places the organism in Eukaryota, Viridiplantae, Streptophyta, Magnoliopsida, Myrtales, Lythraceae.
AAAAGAGCUUAAUAAGCUCUGCAUGUCCAUCUCUCUUCUCUCUCUCUCUCACGCCAUCUCCGUCUUCUUCUUCCUUGUUCCAGAUUCAAUCUCUUACCAGAACGAAGCUCACCGUCCAUCGGAAACCCUAACCUCCACCCGGUGCGAGCUCGAUUUCUCUCCAUUCUGGUGAUUGCUCCAUGAGCGGUUCUCCAUUGCCGCAAUUCGGCGCCAACCAGAGAGAGAGCGGAGAGAAGGUUGGGGAGAGGAUAGAUUAGAGGGAGGGAGGGGAAGGAGGAGGGAAAGCUGGGGGCUUUGUGUUGUUUCUCUUUUCUCUCUCUGCAGAUAUGCCCAGUGUAGCUGUGAAGCUCUACAGCGUCUUCUUCAAGCUCCUCCUCAAGCACCGCCUGCAGAAUCGGAUCCAGGCCACGGCCGACGAUUCUGGCCACUUCGGUGUCACCUCCCGCCCCGAGGAGUCGGUAGCCGCGGCGAACGCUUCAUUCACGGACGGCGUUGCCACCAAGGACAUCCACAUCGACCCAUUCACCUCCCUCUCCGUCCGGAUCUUCCUCCCCGAGUCCGCCCUCAAACCCCCCGACGCCGAUUCCAGGCCCCAGCCCAAGCCCCGCGUCAGGCAGAACCACCCCCAGCCCACCAAGUCCCCUGAUCACGAUGCUGCUUCUCGCCGCCACAGCUAUAAUACCCCCAAUGCCAAGCCUAGCCUAGAUCCUGACCGCGGCAGCCUCUCCCGUCGCAAUAGCUACGGAUCCUCCCAGCAUGCAAAUGGCAAUCACCCCGUCGGGUUCAGUAGUGAUGCCGAGAGCUUGAACUUGAGGGCGUCGAAUGGCGGUAAUGUGGCGUACAGAGGGUACUCGCCUUUGGUAAUGAACGCCAAGAAGCUUCCCGUGAUACUGCAGUUUCACGGCGGAGGGUGGGUCAGUGGGUCGAAUGACUCCGUGGCGAAUGAUGUAUUCUGCCGGAGAAUGACCAAAUUGUUGGAUGUGAUUGUCGUGGCAGUGGGUUACAGGCUCGCACCGGAGAAUCGGUACCCUGCGGCAUUUGAGGAUGGGCUACAGGUGUUGAAUUGGUUAGCAAAGCAGGCAAAUUUGGCAGAGUGCAGUAAAUCUAUGGGCAGCUCCAAAGUCGGCGGGGCAGAAUUUAAGAAAUCGCACAUUGUGGAUGCUUUCGGAGCCUCCAUGGUUGAGCCGUGGCUUGGUGCUCACGGAGAUCUGUCCAGAUGUGUUCUUCUGGGUGUGAGUUGCGGAGCUAAUAUUGCAGACUAUGUGGCAAGGAAAGCCGUGGAGGCGGGUAAGCUACUGGACCCUGUCAAGGUGGUCGCUCAGGUCUUGAUGUACCCGUUUUUCAUGGGAAGUGUCCCCACCCACUCUGAAAUAAGACUGGCCAACUCCUACUUCUUUGACAAGGCUAUGUGCCUGCUCCUGUGGGAGCUCUUCCUGCCGAAGGAAGAAUUCAGCCUCGACCACCCUGCAGCGAACCCGCUUGUACCUGGGCGUGGGGGCCCUCCUCUAAAACUCAUGCCUCCAACGCUCACUGUGGUGGCAGAACACGAUUGGAUGAGAGACCGAGCAAUCGCUUACUCAGAGGAGCUCCGUAAGGUGAAUGUUGACGCACCAGUUUACGACUACAAAGAUGCGGUCCAUGAAUUUGCUACCCUCGACAUGCUUCUCAAGACCCCGCAAGCACAAGCAUGUGCUGAGGAUAUUGCGAUAUGGGUCAAGAAACAUAUCUCGCUGCGGGGGCACGAGUUCUCAUAUUGAGUGCCGAGAUAACUGGUUGAAGAAUGAAAGGGGGGAAGUAAACUCGCAGGUUCUCACUCACUGACAGGGUGGUUUUGUGCAGAAGAAACGAGUCAGAAUAGCAACAUCUUGCUGCCAGUGCCAGUGGGCUAGCGGGACUGCAGAGCUGCUCGGUGGAAAGGUGGAUUUCAUUACUGUUAUACUGUUAAUUUUUUGUAAGAAAAAUGUUGAGGUCUGGGACUAGGAUAGGAUUAGUGUGAGUUCGAGCAUGAGCGAGAAAGCCAGAGAGAGAGAGUGAGAGUGCAUUUUGCCUCCUUGUUUCGGUAUAGCAUCGCCCGGAAUAUGCGAACAUCUUGGGAAAAAAAAAAUCAUGUGGAUUAAUGUACAAUUAAUACAGUUCAUGCGGAAACCGAAUCUGUUCCUUCCUACCCAGGAAAAAGAAAAUGGAACAAUGAUAUUUGAGAAUUUGCUAUGGUUAGUGAUUUGAUUUGAUUGUAACUA